Molecule: messenger RNA, 1546 nt
Organism: Chenopodium quinoa (quinoa)
Lineage: Eukaryota; Viridiplantae; Streptophyta; Magnoliopsida; Caryophyllales; Amaranthaceae
Exons: 9
Coding region: 440-1252 (270 amino acids)
Biological process (GO): SNARE complex assembly
Cellular component (GO): lytic vacuole; endosome
Molecular function (GO): SNARE binding
Source: RefSeq, a predicted model, not a curated record
UUACACGUUAAGAUACGAGGGGAUCCCUCCUCCAAUCACAGGAGGGAGGGAUAGGAGUUGAACUCAAGUCACACCUGGGGAGAUAACCAUCCCUCCGCUCUUCACUCCUAUACUACUUUGUCAUUUAAACAAUGAAAAAAAUUGCAUUUAUUUACGACCUGGUGAUAUUGAGAAACUUGGAAUUUCUAGUUGAUUUUGGCCCAACUAACGUUUAAGUUGUAUUAGUAGUUAAAUUAGGACAAGUACGGGGCAAGCACUAAAACGGGCCCCACUAACAUCUCCCGCCGAAACCGUUUGUGGAAAUCUUUUGUGUACCUUAUAAUAGUGAUCACUGAUUAGUGAGUGAGUGGCGGGUAAUGUAGCAGCUGAGUUGCUGCAUAAUAUUCAUUCAAAUAUUAGCAACAUAUUACAAGACUCAAGAGAGAGAAAACUAAAAAUAAUGGGGGAUUUAUACGCUCUUGAUUUUGAUGGUGUUUUGUGCGAUACUUGUACCGAGACUGCCAUCUCUGCUCUUAAGGCCUCCAAAGUUCGAUGGCCAACUCUAUUCGACGGCGUUGACUCCGCCUUGGAAGACUGGAUUGUUGACCAAAUGAUUAUUGUGCGACCUGUGGUUGAAACAGGAUAUGAAACUUUGUUGCUUGUGAGGUUGCUGUUGGAGAUCAAAAUUCCUUCCCUUCGGAAAUCUUCAGUUGCAGAGGGGCUCACCAUUGAAGGCAUACUCGAGAACUGGCCAAAGCUAAAACCAGUUGUUAUGGAAGCAUGGGAUGAGAAGGAUAACAGAGAGGCCUUAAUUGAUCUUUUUGGGAAAGUUAGAGAUGAAUGGAUGGAGAAGGAUCUGGCUACCUGGAUAGGUGCUAAUAGACUGUAUCCUGGUGUUUCCGAUGCUCUAAGAUUUGCAAGCUCGAAGAUAUACAUAGUUACCACAAAACAGAGCCGAUUUGCAGUUGCUCUGCUGCAAGAGCUUGCUGGUGUGACUAUACCUCCCGAAAGGAUAUAUGGACUUGGGACUGGCCCGAAGGUGGAAGUGCUCAAGAUGCUUCAAAAGCAACCAGAACAUCAGGGACUUGCUCUUCACUUUGUAGAGGACCGACUUGCUACACUAAAAAAUGUCAUAAAAGAGCCAGAGUUGGAUGGCUGGAAAUUGUACCUAGUUGACUGGGGCUAUAACACCCAAAAAGAAAGGGAAGAAGCAAGGAGUAUCCCCAGAAUUCAUAUGCUUGAGCUGUCCGAAUUCAGUAUGAAGCUAAAAUAGAAUCACAAUUUGUUUUAAUGUAAUUAUCCAUUGUCCUGCUCACUGCAAUUAUUGCACAACAUUACAUUUCAAUUCAUUAAAUACCUUCUUUUGUUGUAAUUCUUAAUAUGUUACACACUGUAACUACUGAGUAUAUCUGGAGUUCUGAAUUUCUGAUGACACUUUCUUUGUUCUUUCACUCUUCAGAAAAAAAAAAAAAAAAAAAAAAAAUGACCCUGGUUUUAAGCUUGACAAAAAAAACUAUUCAUAAUAGAUAGUUAAAAUAGUCAUCUAUGCAUUACAAGCCCAAAAAUU